This is a messenger RNA of Anoplophora glabripennis (Asian longhorned beetle), 2708 nucleotides long. RefSeq lists its product as uncharacterized. The record is from RefSeq and is a predicted model, not a curated record. The transcript has 4 exons. Gene Ontology annotation, cellular component: nucleus. Gene Ontology annotation, biological process: regulation of gene expression. NCBI's taxonomy places the organism in Eukaryota, Metazoa, Arthropoda, Insecta, Coleoptera, Cerambycidae. Bases 103 to 1659 code for a protein of 518 amino acids.
UUCUUUUUGUGGUUCAUUUCGUUUUGUUGAUCGUUGUGUAUUUUAAAAUUAUGAGAAAUAAAUAUUUUUCAGAAGUAAUCUUUAAGAUUCAACUUAUAUACUAUGAAUAUAUCUGGAUUACAAAUUAAAAUUAAGACUGAUAAUAUGGAUGGCGAAACGGCUGAUGAAGCAAACAAUUUACUUAGGAAUGGUAUUUUGGUUGAAACAAGCAAAGGUUUAAUUUGCAUGUCACUAAAUGAUGCUCUGUCAUCAGAUUUAAAUUUGUCUGUUGAGGAUCUACGCAAUGUUGCUGCUCAGCUAAUAUCGCAACAAAAUGUAGCUGGUAGUAAAGACAGAAUAUUACAAACGAGUAUAAAUUGUGAUAGUGAUGGAUUUUCAAGUGAAUGCAGUGAUAUCAGUAGCAUUAGUACUACUACUUCAGGUUCUGGUGUGCAAUCGGCAUUUUUAACGUUUUCUUCUUUGUCAAAUGAUAUUCAUACAAAUAUAUUUAACUGUGAGGGCCAAAUACAGAGUAUUAUCAAUAGGCCUAAAAUAGUCUCAAUAAGUAACCUAGCAUUCGAAAAGACUGUUCAUAAUGUUAGUAGUAUUAUUACCGAGAAAAUUGAUGCUCCACUUAUAGAAUUAGGUUCUACUAAUGGUGAAAUGACAAAUAAAUCAUCGGUAACAACUAAUAUUAAAACACACACUGCUGAGGAAUUAAUAAAUCCAACCAUAUCAAAAAAUAUAGUAGAAGUUAUUAAACCAAAGAAGGGUCGAGGGGGGUGGCCUAAGGGUAGGAAACGUAAGCCAGAGCUACUAAAUCUCCCUCCUAAGGCCCCUGCCACUGGUUACAAUUUGUACCUAAAUGAACAAAGAAAGUUAUUUAAGGAGAGUAACCUUGCUUUUCAUGAAAUCACAAAAAUUAUAGGCAAUCGUUGGUCUAGUUUGACAUUGGAGGAGAAAAAACCUUAUUUAGAAAAGGCCGAAGAAGACAAAAAGCGGUAUAGAGAGGAAUUAAGACAGUAUAGGCAGUCUGACGCAUACAGGGCUUAUUUGACCAAAAAACGAAAAAAAAGACUUCAAAAUAAUGUUCUGUCUGAGAGUGAUAUGGAUGCUACUGAUGAUUUUGAUGAAGAAGAUAAUGAAGAACUCUAUUGCCGAACAUGCGACCAGUGGUUUCAUAACCUUCACAAUAAACGCGAGCACUUGCAGGGCAAGCAGCACCUGCAGUCGGUUGCAGGUGAUAUUACGAGGGAGCUAGGAUCUGAUAUAGAAGGAGUCGCAACUACAAGUACCGUUUCUUUCAGUACAUCAUUAGAUGAGUCUAGUCUUGAUGGUAUGCCCAAUUUAAAAAAUACUACCGAUGGCCAAACCAAUACCAGUUGUAACGUUUAUGAUGCCAUGGCCAACUUAGCAGCUAUCGUUUCCAAAAGGGAAAAGGAAAUAAAAAUAUUGCAGAAUCGUUUAGACGAAUCGAAAUCUCAGCAAGAGGCCUUAUGCAGUCAGCUCCUCCAACUAAAUGAACGACACAAAAAACUGCAGAAGGACUUGUUGCAAUUGAAGGAGAACGAGAAGAAUAUGGAGAGUAGAGUUUUUCAUUUAUGGCAGGUUCCCAGUUGGUUUAUUAUUACAGAUUUCAAUACAGACUCGGCAACUGAUUUUACUGAAGGUACAGAAUAGAUAAACCUUAUAAGACUACCUAAUUAUUGUGUUCGGUAAUAUCGCGUAGCCUUCAAAUUAGUACUAUGAUAGUGAUUCUGAAAUUUUAAGCCCUAGACAGAACACGAUAUUCGGAGUUGGUAAUUUGUAUUUCAUGGAACACUACUGCAUUUACAUAUGUCAUUUUUUUAAACAUUUUCUCAAACGCAAGGUUUUGUCCCUUAUAUUUGUAAAAAUAUUUAUGAAACGGAAGUGAUAUGAAAAAAAAAAUUAAAAUAAAAUAUGAAGCCCAAGUUAGCGCUAAAAAUGAAGUAUAUAGGAUGGAUACAAUACAUAUAUUUAUUAUUAUUAUUAUUUUGAUAUAAACAAAUUUGCCUAUGUACUUUGUUUAUCUUUUUUUAGAUAGAGUUUUUCCAUUUUAAAAUUAAUAGCUUUAUCAAAAAUUAAAAAAUCACAAUUCCAAUUUUUAAUAAAUUGCUUCAGUAAAACAAAUGUUUUCGCAGGUAUGUUCAAUAUUUGAUAAAAAUAUAGGUAAUUGAACAAAACGGGUAAGUUUCAAGGAUUGUAAUAAACGAUUUUUUUUUCCUAUGAAAUUUUAAAAGUUGAAAGCUAAGGGCUUCGUAAUUGUUAAUCAUUUGAAAAAUGUUUCCAUUUUCACUUUUUUAGACUAAGCACAUUGAAAAUAAAAAUUGAUUUUAAGCUGAAGAUGAAGAUAUACAUUAGAGAUGGGCACUUUUCGGGAAAGUGUGUUACGGACAUGUAGAGAAAAGUACUUUUGACCUUGAAUCUAAUAAGGCAACUACGAGUGACGUUAUGUUUUCACAGGUCACUGCUUGAGGGGGACACAAAGCAAAAUAUUACUUUUAUUCUAAUGAAUAUGUGUCGAUAUAUUUUACUUAUUACCUACCUUUAGACUUUUUUAUAAAUUAGUUUCUAAUUUUCCUGGGACAGCCAAAAUACUUAUUUAAAUCUUUUUCCAUCCUACUGUAAUUCUUGAAAAUUGUUUUUGAGCAGAUGUUACAUUUAUAAUGAUUUUUACGCAAUUCAGAAAAAUAUAACUAAAUUGUUGA